AUGGCAGGAACAAUCAAAGUUGCGGCCUGUCAUGCUGCGCCUGUCUUCCUCUCCGCUCGGAAAACCACCCAAAAAGCGAUAUCUCUCAUCCAACGCGCAUCUCACAAUCAUGCCAGCUUCGUUGUGUUCCCGGAGACAUACAUACCGGCGUUCCCGAUAUGGAGUGCGCUUCGGCCCCCAACGCACAAUCACGCGUUGUUCACAAAGAUGGCCGAGCAGUCAAUAUACGCUGACGGCGACGAAGUGCAAGCGGUUCAAGCUGCUGCCCGAGAACUGAAAACUUACGUGAGCAUCGGCAUCUCUGAGAAAGUGCGCUACAGCGUGGGAUGUCUCUUCAACUCAAACCUGCUCAUUGGUCCAGAUGGUGCGGUGCUGAAUCAUCACCGCAAGCUGGUACCGACCUUCUUCGAGAAGUUAACGUGGGCACCGGGCGAUGGACACGGUCUCCAGGUUACAGAUACACCUUUUGGAAAGAUCGGAGCACUGAUUUGCGGCGAAAACACCAACCCGUUAGCAAGAUACGCGCUUAUGGCUCAGGGGGAGCAAUUGCAUAUCUCUACAUGGCCGGCUGUGUGGCCCACGCGUGUGGCGGGUAACACCAGUGGAGAAAGCGACAAGGGUAAAGACUACGACAAUGUUGCUGCAAACCGUACAAGAGCUGCUGCUCACUGUUUCGAAGCAAAGGCAUUUGGUGUUCUCUGCUCAGGCUUUCUGGACGAGCACGCGAUUGAAACGAUCGCCGCCGGAGUUCCUGAUGCGGGCGAUAUCAAAAAGGUACUUAGGGGUGCUCAAAGGGGAGCGACGAUGUUCUUAGACCCUACUGGCGCGCCGAUCUCUGGCUAUACUGUGGACAGUGCCACUGGUAUACGAGAAGAGACCGAGUUUCUGCAGCGAGAAGAAGGGAUACUGUACGCUGAUCUUGAUCUGUCGGACUGCGUGGAAGGCAAACAAUUUCAUGACGUUGUAGGUGGGUACCAAAGGCAUGAUGUCUUCCAGUUGACGGUCAAUCGCGAAAGGCAGAAGCCCAUAGCCUUUCGUGCGCCUAGGAGAUAUCCCGACGAUGCACUUUCACAACUCCAUCAUCUAUGA
Messenger RNA from Didymosphaeria variabile, 1089 nucleotides. RefSeq lists its product as uncharacterized. Lineage: Eukaryota; Fungi; Ascomycota; Dothideomycetes; Pleosporales; Didymosphaeriaceae. The record is from RefSeq and is a predicted model, not a curated record. The transcript has a single exon. Gene Ontology annotation, molecular function: catalytic activity. Bases 1 to 1089 code for a protein of 362 amino acids.